This is a messenger RNA of Babesia microti strain RI, 1260 nucleotides long. RefSeq names its product Putative MYST-like histone acetyltransferase 1. The transcript is spliced from 9 exons. NCBI's taxonomy places the organism in Eukaryota, Apicomplexa, Aconoidasida, Piroplasmida, Babesiidae. Gene Ontology annotation, molecular function: histone acetyltransferase activity. The record is from RefSeq and is a predicted model, not a curated record. Gene Ontology annotation, biological process: regulation of DNA-templated transcription. Bases 1 to 1260 code for a protein of 419 amino acids.
AUGGGCGGAAAGGGGAAGAUACCCCCGGGGGGUGUAAAUUCUAAGGCUUUUGAAAAUCAUUCCUUGAUGUUCCCCAAUGCUUAUCCGCCACAUUUAACCCUUUGGGGGCAUGAUAAGUCAGACGAUACCUGGAAGAUGUGUUCCAUCAUACAUGCAAGGCCCAGAACCGGAGUAGAGUUGAUUCAAACUAAAUUCGAUCAAUUAGACGCGUCAGAUUUUGAUUACUAUAUACAUUGGCAAGGGCUGGAUCGUAGGUUGGAUUGUUGGAUUCCCUGGGUAGAUUUGAGGUCUCUGGAAGAUGAACCUGAAGAGGGCAAGAUUUUGCGUAUCGAAAAUGACGGUAGCGAAUCUCACCAUGGAGGAAUGGAUGCGGAAUAUCUCAGAGAGCAUGAGAAUAAUACCAAACUUAAGACCAUUUUGAAGAUUAAACUGGGUAAACACUUAGUGGAUACAUGGUACUUUUCUCCCUAUCCUAAAGAUUAUCAAAAUUUGGAUGUUUUGUAUAUCUGCGAAUUUUGUCUCAACUUUUUCAGAUAUGAAACUGAGAUGAAUAGACAUAUUGUCAGGUGUGAAAUAAGACAUCCUCCUGGAAAUGAGAUUUAUAGAGAUGGUAAAAUUUCCAUGUUUGAAGUUGAUGGAUCUCUUAAUCGCGUCUAUUGUGAGAAUUUAUGCUAUCUAUCAAAAUUGUUCCUUGAUCACAAGAGUUUGAGACACACUGUCAAUCUGUUCCUGUAUUACAUAUUGACAGAGUAUGAUGAUAAUGGUUAUCACAUUACUGGUUAUUUUUCCAAAGAAAAGCAUAGUAAAAAUAAUGUGUCAUGUCUAUUGUGUCUGCCUCAACACCAGAGGAAGGGUUAUGGUAAAUUUCUGAUUUGUUUUAGCUACCUGCUUUCCAGAAAGGAAAAAAAGGUUGGGACGCCUGAGCGUCCAUUAUCAGAUCUGGGCAAAGCUUCAUACAUGUCCUACUGGGGGAAGUGUCUGUAUGAUAUACUAAGAGAUGAAAGUGUCAAUCAGUAUUCUAUCCAGGAAAUAUCUUCAAUGACAUGUUUUGAAGGGGCGGAUAUAGUAGCGUGCCUGGAGGAGAGGGGAUUGUUACAUACCUUAUCCAGUGGCGAGCCGAUAAUAAUUGCCAAUGAACAGUUGCUAGAGAAAUUGAAGGGGGAGAGUAGCGUGAAAACCCGUAUUGCAGAUGCGGAUAAGCUGCACUGGAUACCCUACGACAUGUACAAUGAGACACACGAGUUGAAUCUGCCUCAUUAA